UUUGGUUUUUUCUCCUUUUUUUUUUCUUUUUCUUCUUCUUUUUCUUUUUCACUACUUUCUUUCACGAGAUGUGGAUUUAUUCUACGUUCCUCGUCGUUAUCGCAGGACUUCACACGGUCAGAACAGCUGAUUGGUCUUAUUGGGGGGAUCAUGGUCCUGAUAAUUGGCCAGGACAAUGCAAAACCGGAAAGAAACAAUCGCCCAUUAACAUCGUUACGGUGAAUACUAUAAAAAAAGAUUUGGGUGAGCUUAAUUUCAUACGAUACGAUCAUUCGUUCACCGGUAUGGUGACCAAUAAUGGACAUACCAUACAAGUUAAUCUUCACGAUUCGCUAAUGCAAUUGGAAAGCGAAUAUCUCUCGUUGAAAUAUACUUUCGAACAAUUACAUUUUCAUUGGGGAUCCGAACAUACCAUAAAUAAUUAUCGUUAUCCAUUGGAAUUGCAUUUGGUUCAUUACAAUGAUCAAUAUAAUAAUGUCAGUAUAGCUUCUGAGCAUAAGAAUGGUAUAGUUGUGGUUACCGUAUUGUUCGAGUUGAGUCAGGAGGAUAAUAAGGCAUUAGAUCCUAUAAUAAAUGCAACCGAGCAAGUUUCACGAUGGGUCGGAAGUAGUACGGCUGAAUUAAGAGCAAAACUCGUCCCUCAUUUGCUCCUUCCGAAUAAUCGAAAGAGUUAUUACACCUACGAAGGAUCAUUGACUACUCCUAAUUGUCAAGAAGCAGUAACGUGGUUCGUAAUGACUGAAAAUCUCACGAUAUCCGAAGCUCAGUUGCGAGUCUUCCAAGGCGUCGAGUCAGCCAAUGGAACGUUGAAAUUUAAUUAUCGACCGAGCCAAAACGAAGGCGAUCGAGAGAUUUAUCAUCAUCUUUCAGGAUAUUCCAAUGCUAGAAAAAUGUUUUCCGUUCAUAUAUAUCUUAUCAUUUUCUGCCUUUCCAUUAUGAAACUAACAUAACUGCCAAAUUCAGUGAUUUUUUGAACGGUAAUGAUCUUACCAAAGAUUAGUUAAGUAUGUGAGAGAUAUAUAUAUAUAUAUACACAUAUAGAUUUCUUAUUUUUUUCUUCGAUAAAAUGCAAAACGCGUUAUUUUGUACGUAAAGUUUCCUUAAUUAUUGUUAUUAUUAUUAUUAUUAUUAUUAUUAUUCUUUUUUUUAUGCAUAACUGUUGAUAAUAUUUAAUUUAGCGGAUUAUCAUUCGCAAUUUUGCAUUUUUUUCGAAAUUUAGGAUAAGGAAGUUUCUUUUUUUUUUCUUUUUUCUUUUUUUUUUUUUUUACAUAAUUAAAGUUAUUAUUAUUUUACCAAAGAAAUCUUGUGCCAUUAGAAGGUGCCAAAUAAUGGAAACGUAUUUUGUAAUAAAAAAAAAAGGAUAGUCGAAAUGUAUAUUGGUUAACAUUUGAAAACACACUCGACAAAAAAUAUAUUACUUACUAAAGGUGAAGUGUUACCUUUUCAAAUAUACAUACAUACAUACAUAUAUAUAUAUAUAUAUAUAUAUAUAUAUAUAUAUAUAUAAAAGAUAAUAGUAUAUAUCAUAUAAAAAAAUAUUCACGAUCUAUGCUCAUAAUUAUUAUCUAAUAGAAGACAUUUGCUUUUCUUUUUUUCAUUUCACGAUUGAAACGAAUCUAUAAUAACUGUACGAUGAAUGUUUCUUUUUUUAUAUAAUCUCUUAUAUCAAUCACAUAUCUGGUAAUAUAUUGUACUAUAGAAUUAAGUGCCAUAACAAACAACGACGUAACUAUAAAAGGAUUAUU
Messenger RNA from Vespula pensylvanica (western yellowjacket), 1745 nucleotides. Its product is annotated as putative carbonic anhydrase 3. The coding region runs from base 69 to 950 and encodes 293 amino acids. NCBI's taxonomy places the organism in Eukaryota, Metazoa, Arthropoda, Insecta, Hymenoptera, Vespidae. The record is from RefSeq and is a predicted model, not a curated record. Gene Ontology annotation, molecular function: zinc ion binding; carbonate dehydratase activity. The transcript is spliced from 6 exons.